Messenger RNA from Cottoperca gobio, 794 nucleotides. Its product is annotated as haloacid dehalogenase-like hydrolase domain-containing 5. The transcript has 4 exons. Gene Ontology annotation, cellular component: mitochondrion. The record is from RefSeq and is a predicted model, not a curated record. Lineage: Eukaryota; Metazoa; Chordata; Actinopteri; Perciformes; Bovichtidae. The annotation marks the transcript as partial. Gene Ontology annotation, biological process: glycerophospholipid biosynthetic process.
CAAUCCUCCUGUUCGGAGAGCCAAUCAGAUGGGAGACUAACCUGCAGCUGCUGAUGGACGUGCUCCUGACCAAUGGGAGUCCAGGCCGUGUGUACGACGCUCAGCUGCCGGCCCAGCUGCCUGUGCUCGCCUGUAACAUGGAUCUGAUGUGGAUGGCCGAGGCGCCGUCUCCACGGUUCGGUCACGGGAUGUUCCUGCUGUGUCUGGAGUCUGUCUACAGGAAGCUGACGGGGCGGGAGCUUCAGUACGAGGCGCUGCUGGGAAAACCUGACCUACUGACCUACCAGUACGCCGAGCAGCUGCUGAGACUGCAGAACCGAAACCACAAGAUCUCUACAAUCUACGCCGUCGGCGACAAUCUGAUGACGGAUAUCUAUGGUGCUAACCUGUACAACCGCUACCUGAGUCAGCAGCAGGCUGCCAUGACGACCACCACCAAGCUUGUUGCCCAGGGAACGGGGAGUCAUGUGACGAUGGCGGCACCAGAGGUGGAGCUGGUUUGUGCUGCAGCUCAGUGUCGCUCCAUAUUGGUGUGCACAGGCGUCUACAACCCUCGCUCCCCGUUGCCUAGCGACCGGAGCAGCGUGGUCACAGAGACGGUGUUUCACAGUCACAGAGACCUGGAGCUGGAGCGAGACCUGAUGGAGCCGCAUCACUUGGUGGAGGACGUGGAGGCCGCCGUCGACCUGCUGCUGCAGCAGGAGAGCACCAUCACUUCUGACCUCUAGAUGGUCCUCUACAGCCUAGCAGCAGGAGACUCCUCUGUAACAUCCAGCAGCAGGAGACUCCUCUGU